AGCAAACUGAGAAACAGAGAAGAAAGAAAGCUUAGAUGGGGAGAGAGGAGGUUAUUCUGAGUAACCCAGAAAUAUUCUUAGAAGAAGAGGAAGAUGAUGAUGGGCCACCGCCCGGUUUCGAUUCCAUAGCUAUAAACUCAAAAUUAGAAAUUAUGGACGUUGAAGAUGGUGGCGUAGAGGAAGAUGAAGAUGACGGCCCUCCGCCGGGAUUCGCUGAACCACAGCCACCGCAAAUGCUUCCACCGCCGCCUACUACUCCUCCGUCAACUUGUUAUUCUGAUGUACACAUUGGGAGACAACAAAAUGAAGACAGGUCUCCAUUGGGCUGGCAUUCCACAAGCUCAAAGCAACCUCAUUCAUCAAUGACUUCAUCUGAACCUGUCUCUGAUAUACAAAUGGGAAAUGAUCAAGAAGAUGAUGACGGCCCCCCACCAGGGUGGCAAUUGAACCCCCAACAACAGUCACUGCCAGAAUCUAUACCACUGCCAUUGCCCCAAUCAGCUCCAUCUUCUAAUAUAAAAACAGGUAUCACAGUAGAAGAUGAUGAUGGCCCACCACCUGGGUGGAAUUUGAUCUCCUCUCAGCAGAAACCACCAUUACUGCCACAGUCACUGGCUCCAUCUGGUGAGCAUGAUGAUGGCCCACCACCUGGGUGGAAUUUGAUCUCCUCUCAGCAGAAACCACCAUUACUGCCACAGUCACUGGCUCCAUCUGAUAUUGAAAAGAGGAGUAAUGAAGGAAAAAAAGGGGAAACUGAACGUCACAUUUCAUGUUCAGAAUGGUCUUCUAUGCCUGAACACACAUCAACACCUACACCACCACUUCGCUCAUCCUCAUCCAUAGCUUCUUCUGAUAUUGAAAUGGCUAGCAAACAACAAAACAAAAACAAUGAGGAUAAAAAACUUUCCACGGAGAGAGGAUCUAUGCAACGAUUAGUUUCUCAGCUCCCACCAUCUAUAGUGCAAAUGUCUUCUGAGGUUGGCCAAUUGGUGUGCGGUACUUGCCGGCAGUUGCUUUCAUAUCCUCGAGGUUCUAACGUGGUUCAAUGUGCAGCCUGCCAGACAGUUAAUCUUGCUCUCGAAGCUCAUCAAGUAGGACAAGUCAAGUGUGGAGGAUGCACGGUAUUGCUUAUGUAUCCAUAUGGAGCUCCCUCUGUUAAAUGUUCUUCUUGUCACUUCACAACAAGAAUUGGUGCACAGAACAGAAGACCUCAUUUAGCUGCUCAGCAGGCUCGUAGACUGCGUCGUUCCCAUCACCCACACUAAUGUUAGUCCAUUUUGUUCAAAGAGCUCUGGAGGCAGUCCACAGAGUCCUUCCUGAUUCUUAGCAAAUGGUUUUUUGAAUGAGCAUUGAAGGACAGUGCUCUUUUUUUGUGUGACAUUUACCUAAUAUGUGUAAAUAGUCUCUCUUAUUGCAGUUCUGCAGUUGUAGCUGGUUUUAGGUGUUCUUGUGUAACAUAUACUCCGUAUUAAUUUAGAUGUGAAUCUUAGAGUACUGAAUUAUUUAUUUAUAAAAAGUUUUGAGUAGAGACUUGCUAUUUA
Cuscuta europaea is the source of this 1541-nucleotide messenger RNA. The record is from the annotation of a GenBank genome assembly. Lineage: Eukaryota; Viridiplantae; Streptophyta; Magnoliopsida; Solanales; Convolvulaceae.